Sinocyclocheilus rhinocerous is the source of this 3630-nucleotide messenger RNA. Its product is annotated as mucin-5AC-like. The record is from RefSeq and is a predicted model, not a curated record. NCBI's taxonomy places the organism in Eukaryota, Metazoa, Chordata, Actinopteri, Cypriniformes, Cyprinidae. Gene Ontology annotation, cellular component: extracellular matrix. Gene Ontology annotation, molecular function: protein binding. The transcript has 26 exons. The coding region runs from base 1 to 3630 and encodes 1209 amino acids.
AUGAUUCCAACUGCCACAAUAGAAAUGGUUUCAGGAGUGAGUUCACAACACAACGAGCAGGUUUGCAGUGUGUGGGGAAACUAUCAUUACAAGACCUUCGACGGGAACUACUUCCAGCUUCCAGCUUCCUGCAACUACAUCCUGACGUCACACUGUUCGGCCAGCUAUGAAGACUUUAACAUCCAGCUGAGACAUCAGGUGGUGAACAAUGAAGCCACAAUCAGCAAAAUCACCAUGAAGCUGCAGGGGACAGUCAUAGAGCUGACCAAAGGCUCUCUCAGUGUUAACGGGCAAAUAGUCACACUUCCAUUUAGCAGCUCUGGCGUUUUCAUCGAGAAGAUGACGUCUUAUAUUUCAGUCAAGGCUGUUUUGGGGCUAGUAGCAAUGUGGAAUGAAGAUGAUUCGUUCAUGGUCAAGUUAGAUGACAAAUACAAAAACCAAACGUGUGGACUUUGUGGAGACUUCAACGGAAUCGAGGUUUACAAUGAAUUCAUCAGUGACGGAAAUACGCAGUCCGUGUCUGAUUAUGGGAACCUCUGGAAGAUGGACGGCCCAACAGAAGUCUGUAAGGAAGACACAUUACCUCUUGAAGAAAACUGUGGAGACGAGAAUUUCUGCCGUGAUAUCUUCUCCAGUUCAGUGUUCAGUGAUUGCAGAGGUCGGGUUUCCAUUGAUUCAUUUGUCCAAGUUUGCAUGAAAGACCUGUGCCAUUGCAACGGCACCUCUGGAUCUUUCUGUCUAUGCAAAUCCAUCGGCGAAUAUUCAAGGCAGUGUGUGCAUGCAGGUGGAAAGCCUGAAGAAUGGAGAUCAGAAUAUUUUUGCCCACAUCCGUGCCCAGAAAGCAUGAUCCACCAAGAGUGUGGAAAUCCCUGCACUGACACCUGCACAAACCCUGAAAUAGGACAAGUGUGUGAGCACCACUGCAUUGAUGGAUGCUUCUGCCCUCCUGGCACUGUUUUUGAUGAUAUACACAAUACUGGCUGUAUCCCACACAGUGAAUGCUCCUGCGUCCUUGGAGGUAAAAUAUUCGCCUCUGGGGAGAAUUACACAAGCAGCUGCAGAGACUGCACCUGUGAACAGGGACAGUGGAACUGUAUCCAGAAGGACUGCCCACAUUCAUGCUCAGUAGAGGGUGGAUCCCAUAUUACCUCUUAUGAUGGAAAAGCCUACACCUUUCAUGGAGACUGCACUUAUGUCCUGUCCAAACAAUGCACAGGCACGGAAUUCACAGUUCAAGGAGACCUGGUGAAAUGUGGUGUGACUGAAACUGAAACCUGCUUGAAGUCAGUAACGCUGGCAUUGUUAGACGGAACUAAUGUGAUCAAAGUGGAUUCCGGUGGAAAUAUUGAGGUCAACAGAAUAAUUGCCCAGAUGCCACUUUUUACAGCUGAUGUGAGCAUUUUCAAGCCCUCCUCAUUCUACAUUGUCAUUCAGGCCCAUUUGACUGGGCUUCGUCUAGAGAUCCAGCUUGUACCGCUAAUGCAACUUUACAUCACAGUCAAUUCAGUGUACCAAGGAGAAACAUGCGGUCUUUGUGGCAAUUUCAACAACAUUGAGGCUGAUGACUUCACAACCAUUGGUGGACUCAGGGAAGCAACCGCUUUAGAUUUUGCAAACACCUGGAAAACAAGAGCAAGUUGCCCUGAUGUCAAAAGAAACUUUGAGAAUCCUUGCAGUCUUAGCACUGAAAAUGAGAAAUAUGCACAGCACUGGUGUUCCCUGCUAUCAGAUCCCUCAUCAGUGUUUGCCCCCUGCCACUCUGAAAUCAGCCCUGAAGUCUACAAAGCAAAUUGCAUAUAUGACAGCUGCAACUGUGAGAAAAGUGAGGACUGCAUGUGUGCUGCUUUGUCUUCAUACGUUCACGCAUGUGCUGCAAGAGGGAUUGCUCUUGAUGGCUGGAGAGAAGUUGCCUGCAAAACGUACACGCUAACCUGCCCCAGCACCACGGUCUACUCUUAUCAAAUGACCAGCUGUGACCGCACUUGCCGAUCCCUCAGCCAAUCAGACAACACCUGCGCUAUUGACUUGGUGCCAGUAGAUGGCUGUGGCUGUGCACAAGGAACGUACAUGAACGAGAAUGGUGACUGUGUUGCACCUGCCAGCUGCUCAUGUUAUGAUUCAGGCAAAAUUAUUCCUGCUGGAGAUAUAAUCCCUAAAGAUGAGUGCCAAGAUCCAAUGACGUUUUUCAACUGCUCCAGCGCUAGCCCUGGAUCCACGGGAUCGGAGUGUCAGAAGAGCUGCAACACAUUAGACAUGGCCUGCAUCAGCACAGAGUGUGUGUCUGGCUGUGUGUGCCCCUCUGGACUGGUGUCUGAUGGGAAAGGUGGCUGUAUCGCUGAAAACCUGUGCCCUUGCUUCCAUAACGGAGUUGCCUACCAACCUGGAGAAAGCAUUAAGACUGACUGUAAUACAUGCACUUGUAAGGAUAGACGAUGGAUCUGCACCACAAACCAGUGCAGUGGGACAUGCAGCAUCUAUGGAGACGGCCAUUAUAAAACGUUUGAUGAGAAAAUAUACGUCUUCAGUGGAAACUGUGAAUACAGCCUUGUUCAGGACUUUUGUAACAACACGACCGGCACUUUUAGAGUCAUUACUGAAAACAUUCCCUGUGGAUCCACCGGCACCACUUGUUCCAAGGCUAUCAAGCUGUUUCUUGGCAGCAUUGAGCUUAGAUUGAUAGAUGGAUCCUACCAAGUUGUUCAUAGAGAUGCAGGAGAGGAGAUUCCCUACCAGAUGCGCACCAUGGGGCUUUACUUGGUGAUUGAGGCCAAUAAUGGUCUGAUGCUCAUAUGGGACAGAAAAACAACUAUACACAUCAAACUGAGUCCAGAGUUUAAUGGCCGCGUGUGUGGUCUGUGCGGAAACUAUGAUGGAAACGCAAACAAUGACUUCACUACGCGCAGUCAAGCAAUUGCUGUCGAAACCCUGGAUUUUGUAAACAGCUGGAAGCUCUCUAAUUGUCCAGAUGCAACCCUCAUCCAAGAUCCUUGUGUCCAUAAUCCAUAUAGAGAGGCGUGGGCACAGAGGCAGUGCAGCAUCAUUACUAGCAGUGUCUUCUCAACCUGUCAUUCACAGGUGGACCCCUCUCCUUUUUAUGACGCUUGUGUGAGAGAUGCAUGUGCCUGUGAUAGUGGUGGAGAUUAUGAGUGUUUUUGCACAGCUGUAACAGCCUAUGCACAAGCCUGUAAUGAGGCUGGAGCCUGCGUUGCUUGGAGAACACCUAAAAUAUGCCCAAUGUUUUGUGAUUAUUACAACCCCCCUGGUGAAUGUGAGUGGCAUUACAAACCUUGUGGAGCACCUUGUAUGCAGACAUGCAGAAACCCCUCUGGAAACUGCUCUAGUCAGAUACCAGCACUUGAAGGAUGCUAUCCUAAAUGUCCUCCCGAGCAGCCUAUUUUUGAUGAGGAUAACAUGAAGUGUGUGACGCAGGAAGAUUGUGGCUGUUUUGUUGAUAUGUUACAUUAUCAGGUUGGCCAGCAGGUGCCAACCACAGAGAACUGUCAGUCAUGCUCAGACACCUUUGUCCACCACCACCAGGCCACCAAAAGUGGAGACGACUGGCCUAACAAGCCAACCAACGACUACAGGAACAACCACUUUAGAAGUGGAAACUUCUUUCGAAACAACUAA